GCAGUUUCAGUGGGAUUCACUAAAGCAAAAGGCUAUGGAACACCAAGCUACUGCUGGCUCUCUUUGGAAGGAGGGCUUCUCUAUGCCUUUGUGGGACCUGCUGCAGCUGUAGUAUUGGUUAACAUGGUUAUUGGGAUUCUCGUUUUUAACAAACUGGUGUCCAAAGAUGGCAUUACUGAUAUGAAACUAAAGGAAAGGGCGGGGGCCUCUCUGUGGAGCUCUUGUGUGGUUCUGCCACUCUUGGCCCUCACGUGGAUGUCGGCUGUACUGGCCAUCACCGACCGGCGCUCUGCACUCUUUCAGAUUCUUUUUGCUGUGUUUGAUUCAUUGGAAGGCUUCGUUAUAGUGAUGGUUCACUGCAUCCUGCGCAGAGAGGUUCAAGAAGCCGUGAAGUGUCGUGUUGUAGACCGGCAAGAAGACACCAAUGGAGAUUCUGGUGGAUCUUUCCAAAAUGGCCACGCCCAGCUCAUGACUGACUUUGACAAAGAUGUAGAUAUGGCCUGUAGAUCAGGAAACACAAAGCGCUCAUCCGUCCAGGGGGAAGAGAAAGCCUCCUCUGGAACCCUGACCCUUCAGAAGAGUUCUAACUUUAACACCAUGCCUGCCAGUAUGGCAAAGGUUCACCUCCAGAAUGUGGCUGACUACACCAGCCACACUUUGACUCUGCGCAGAGACAAAGGAACCACCAAGGGAAUCAGCACAGAGCUUCCAGGAGCUAAAUCAAUUUACAUAUGUGAUGGUGAGCUCUUCAAGCAGCUUGAUGGAGAUCUGCCCCGAGGGAACGGUGAAGGCAGUAGCUCUGAGGGCACUGGAAAAGGACCAGGGUAUGUCAUUCUACCAACAAACAACACAGGGACCUUGAAAAUGUCCAAGGGGAAGGAGGAUCAGACAACCAAGUACAGCAUUGGCAUUGAGCAGCUGCCUCAGACCAGACUAAUCCAUUUAGCUAACCCUGCUGGUGCAGAACCAGUUCCCGGCUUUGGUCUCAAAAGCCUUCCUACUGACCAGGUCAGCGUGUCCUGCUCUGACAGAGACUCACCUGCACACAACCUUCAGAAUGUGUCCAGAGACUCCCAUAAGGCUAACAACUUGGGCGAUGUGGGCGAGUCUGGAAACGCUGGUGUAAUCUCCAAGAGUGAAACUGUCUCCACACUGUCAAUGAGCUCACUAGAGAGACGAAAAUCACGCUAUGCAGAGCUUGACUUUGAGAAAAUAAUGCAUACCCGGAAACGGCACCAGGACAUGUUUCAGGACCUGAACAGGAAGAUUCACAAUGCAGACAAGGACAGAGAGUCUUCAACUGUUGAUGCCAAAGCUGCUAAAAGAUGGAGUGUGUCCUCUACCAGCAGUGACAAGAGCAACACGAGU
This is a messenger RNA of Nematolebias whitei (Rio pearlfish), 1368 nucleotides long. RefSeq names its product adhesion G protein-coupled receptor B1. The record is from RefSeq and is a predicted model, not a curated record. Gene Ontology annotation, biological process: adenylate cyclase-activating G protein-coupled receptor signaling pathway; engulfment of apoptotic cell; negative regulation of angiogenesis. Gene Ontology annotation, cellular component: membrane; postsynaptic density; dendrite. Gene Ontology annotation, molecular function: G protein-coupled receptor activity. NCBI's taxonomy places the organism in Eukaryota, Metazoa, Chordata, Actinopteri, Cyprinodontiformes, Rivulidae.